UAGGGACCGGCAUCAGUCGCAGCCUCUAGCUCAUCCAGCACAGUCGCUUCAAAACAAUCCACAAAAACCCAAAAUGAAAUUCCUCAUUGCCUUCGCCCUGUUCGCCUGCGUGGCCGCCGAUGUUAGCCACCUGAGCAACGAGUACCUGCCACCGGUCCAGAACUCCUACUCUGCCCCCUCAGUGAGCUACUCCGCUCCUGCCAUCCAGCAGACGUACUCCGCCCCUGCCAUCCAGCAGACCUAUGCCGCCCCCAGCAACGAGUACCUGCCACCCGUGCAGUCCUACUCUGCCCCAGCUGUCCAGAGGACUUACUCCGCUCCAGCUGUCCAGAGGACCUACUCCGCCCCAUCGGUCAGCUACUCUGCUCCUUCCGUGAGCUACUCUGCUCCUUCGGUCAGCUACUCUGCUCCUGCUCCUUCCGUGAGCUACUCUGCUCCCUCUGUGAGCUACUCCGCCCCUGCUGUCCAGCAGUCGUACUCUGCUCCUGCCGUCAGCUACUCCGCUCCCGCUGUCCAGCAGUCGUACUCUGCCCCCUCUGUCAGCUACUCUGCUCCCUCGGUCAGCUACUCCGCCCCAGCUGUCCAGCAGUCGUACUCCGCUCCCGCCGUCAGCUACUCCGCCCCAUCGGUAAGCUACUCUGCUCCCGCUGCCGAUGUCGGUACCCAGUAUGCCUCCAACGGUGGAUACGUCUACAGGAAGUAAGGAACUCGAACCCAGAGGCCUGCAACUGAACACGAAAUAGUGUAAAUACAUACAUACUACUGCCCCAAAUCACCAUCUAUUUUUUUUUGUAUUGUAAACUUUGUUAACGCCGAAAAUUA
Molecule: messenger RNA, 822 nt
Organism: Drosophila eugracilis
Lineage: Eukaryota; Metazoa; Arthropoda; Insecta; Diptera; Drosophilidae
Product: cuticle protein 16.5
Exons: 2
Coding region: 74-703 (209 amino acids)
Biological process (GO): positive regulation of transcription by RNA polymerase II
Cellular component (GO): RNA polymerase II transcription regulator complex
Molecular function (GO): transcription coactivator activity
Source: RefSeq, a predicted model, not a curated record